Messenger RNA from Postia placenta MAD-698-R-SB12, 3483 nucleotides. RefSeq lists its product as hypothetical. The record is from RefSeq and is a predicted model, not a curated record. Bases 1 to 3483 code for a protein of 1160 amino acids. Lineage: Eukaryota; Fungi; Basidiomycota; Agaricomycetes; Polyporales; Adustoporiaceae. The transcript is spliced from 5 exons.
AUGCCGAGUUCCUCGCGACACGCGCGUACAGCGAGUCCCCCGCUCACAAGCACGAGCUAUUCGAAUACGCUAGCAGCUGGACAAAGACUAAAUGUAGUCACCCGUUUGGCCAUCGAAGGAAAGUCCCAGAGGGGUUCCGAAGGCGCGGCAAUCAGGAUGUAUCUAAAGAUGUCCAUUCCUCUGGACAGCAUUACCCCCGGGGCUACACUUGCUCUGUUCCCAGAGGAGAACCUUAAAAUCCUCGAUUCUCAGGUUCACCCUUUAGACAACAAUUCUGUGCCGUACAAUUUCUCGUCGACUACCUCACCCAUGCUCCACAGGGCUGCACGCGCGCUCAACCUCCCAGCACGAUCUUCUAGUAUGUAUGUCCCAACGCCUGAUUCUAUGUCCUCGUCCUCCGCGAGUAUUCCUCCAUUGGACAACAACUACACUGGACAUAUACUUGUGAGCGGGUAUCAUGUAUCCUACGUACUGCCGAGGGAGUUCCCGCGACGAGAGCACGAAAGCCGCAGCCGGCGCGGGGCUUCCGUCAUGCAAUUUAUGGCAUCAGUCGACAUAUGGGUGCCCUUCCUGUCUAGUCCGCCCCAAGCGCCCUAUCUUCGGCCACUCAAGUUGACGUCACGCAAGCUGUCUAUCCCAGUUCCUCGUUGCCUGUCAAAUCACAUCAAGCUCCGCAUAUUCCCUCCUAAUCCCUCAGCCGCAUCCUCUAUGGCAUCGAUCUCGUCCGCGGAUGAGGAGGGCGGAGCUUGGGAGCUCACCUCAGACCCCCACGUCACACGCAACACGGCGCGUCUCUCGCGUUCGCACUCGUACAAUAACUUCGCCGACGACGAGUCUAGCGACGCUUCGACGUCUGCAGGAUUUGCUGAAGGGUGCGGUAUCCAGGGUACAUUCCCUUGCACGGACCGUAUUCGCAUGCGGUGGGCGACGCCUGUGAAACCGGGUCAAGUGCCCGAGGCAGCUGACGGGCGCCGCCGAGUGGGCAUCAGGGAAGUGAAGGGCGAUAUGACCUGUGGCAUCCUGGGGAACAAGGGCAAGGGAUGGGACCGAGGCAGCUCAGGCGUCCUUAUGAAGUUGGAAUACACUGCGGUUUGCAAGGGCGUGUGGUUUCCUGGAGUUGCUACUCUGCUGGGCAUGGAUGUCGGUCUGGAGGCGGAGGAUUGUGAUGUCUCCUGGGCUCCGGGAUACGAGCAAAGGUGGGCGAUAAAUGGCAGUACAGGUUUUACCGGCUACGCCAUUGAUGGUCCGCCGAAGCCUGCGUCACGGCCCUCGACCUCUAGGCAGUCAUUCGCGGAUUACCCUCCGCCUUCGAUAUAUGUCCUCCCUUCGACCCCAGAUGGCAAGCUAGCAGUCAAUGGACAUACGCAAGCGUCACAAGGAUACGCGUCGAACUCACCGUCACCAUCGCUGUUGCGCGCACCACUGCCUGUUCAGAAUGUUGCCGACUAUUCCUUCGAGAGUUCUCCAGUGACGACUCCUACUGGCUCUGUGUCAUCCCUCACCUCCUUGACAGGCCCCUCGAGUCCGGAGCGCACCCGGAAAAAGCGGUCUUCGUCCAUCAAUGGACGAUACCCUGGGUCAGACACUGACGUGGAUGCUGAGGUCGACGUACGCCCGCCAAGAGCACCGAUUACGGUGCAUCUCAACAUGAAUGAGCUCCUUCCGCCACCCAGGAACGCCUUCACGUUCAGCAUCUCUGGAGUGGUCGUUGUUACGCAUCGCAAUACGCCCCUCACGCCCGAAUCGCGCAGAUCGUCUCCGCGGUCUCGUCCGCCAGCCGACAGCGAGAUUGACGAGGAGCCUGUCACGCUUCCGCGGUUCCGCAUUUUCUACGCGGACAAGGAGUCCAUAUCUACGGUCGUGCGCAAUGAAGCAGAUCGCACAUCUGUCGAUAUCUACGACCCGGUCAGCGCUCGAUCAGGUGGCAAGAAACUUCGCGCUGUCCUGCACAAGGGCAAGGACGCCCGUUGCGGCACCGAGGCGAUACGGGUUGCGGUGCAUGCCGCACAGACUGGACCUCCAAACUCUCGCCGCCAUGACUCGAGCGACGACAGCCUGGACUUUAGUCUUGGCCGCACUCGGACGUCCGGGGGCAUGCGUUCGGUCUCGUCAACCUCUCGCUUACGCGAGAUGUCUAUGAUGUCGUCGGCAAAGCUGCAGCCCCAAAGGGACGGUGCGCUUAUGAUCCCAACGGUGACUGCGAACGUCACGCCCUUGCUCGGUGAAGGGACCGGCUUCCAAAAUGGCUACGCUGUGCAUGUGUGCCUUCCUGCACCUGCUGAUACCGACUCCGAUUGGCUGGAGUUUGGUCUGGCUCUUCCUGGUAUGGGGGCGUCUAUAUCUGAUUCCAAGGAGCUAUCUAUGCGUCGUGGCGUCGCGGCAGACGGUCCGCCUAACAUCGACAUUGCUAGUGUUAGCCUGGAGGGUGUGCCAGUCCGGUUCCAGACGAGUACGGUCGCGAAACCUCAGACCGGAAACACCACGUUAACGUUCGAAGAGACUAGCGGCAAGGAAUGGAUCAGUUGGGUCAGAGUUCAUGUCGGGGAGAUCGGAGGUGGCAAGGUAGAACUCAUCUACCUUGUCAAGGGCCAACAGCAAGAGCCCCCCGCAGACGAGGAGGUCAAGGGCAAGCUUUAUAAGAAAGAUAAGCAAAAGGCUGUGGAUACAAUACCUAUGGAUAUCCUUUUGCCAAGUUUCGCCCUACCGGUCGGUCAGCUGCAAGUGGAUAUCUUUAUUCGAGAAGGCUAUGAAAUCACGUCCCUACGCACAAAUAUGGUGGAGCAGCAGUCGACCGUUCGCAGCCGUAGGCUACUAGGUCUUUCUUUGAGCGAGUUUUUCUACCCCCGUGUACGCCUAUGUAUUGCCGCCACACCUCAUCCGCCAUCGCGACAGCCACGGUCGUAUAAAACAUUCUCGAUUGGCGUCUUGGCGGCCACUUUCUUACUGCUCUUCGGCAUGGUCGUCAUGCAGAGAGUCGAUCUUCAGCGCUCAUACACACAACUGCAAGUCGCCAAAGCGUCCGCUGCAAGUUAUGCAGCGAUGCUCGAAUCUAACCAUAGCGAACCGCCGGAAACAGUCACAGUCACUGCUAGCGCUACAUCCGUUAUCACGGCUAGUGCACAUCGAUGGUGGCUGGGCACCGACAGUCCUGUCUCCAAUGAGCCGACGACUACGCCUGUGGAGACAAUGGGGACACCGGACCCAUCGACCACUACGUACGCGACGCUCUCGAGAGCAGAGACUGCAGAGAUGCCUACACUUACCCCUUCGCUCCUGAGCCCGUCGAAUACCCCAACUAACUAUGCUGUGAUGCCACCAAAAGACAUUGUCUGGUCACUAGGUUUUAACCUGCCGACGAUCCCUAUACCCCAUAUAGACUUUUCAGAAGCAGCGCGGACUACAGUGAAGACGGUCGUCGAUGGUAUGGGCUCGCUCUGGCAAUUGUUUCGAAAGGUUGUGCAUUACCCUCUAGAUCCCCCCUAG